AUGAGGACCAUCAAAGGCGUCGGCGUGCCGUCGGUUCGCCUCGUCCUCUCCUACGUCUUCGACUGGAUCGUCAUCAUCGCCAUUGCAGCCAUCGCCGGCGGCUGGGAAUAUGUCGAGCCCUUCCGACGACCCUUCUCGCCCGUCGACCUCUCGAUAUCGUACCCGUACCAGACCAGCGAAAUGAUACCGACAUGGCUCCUGGUCGUAGUCUCACUCAUUGCGCCCGCCGCCAUCGUCAUGAUCGUCUGUCUUGUCUGGGUCCCUGGACCAACUGCCGAACGCGGAACACCCAAGUCGCUCAUCUGGAGGAGGAAGCUUUGGGAAUGGAACACCGGUUGGAUGGGUCUUGCGCUUUCGCUCGCGACUGCGUUCCUCAUCACACAGGGCAUGAAGAACCUCUUCGGAAAGCCGCGACCUGAUCUUCUGUCAAGAUGUGACCCAGACCUCGAAAACAUUCGGAAAUACGCUGUCAAUCCUGUUGUUGAAGAGGUCUUCAAUCCAGCUUGGGUACUCGUCACCUCGGCCAUCUGCAGAAACACCGACAACGACAUUCUCAAAGACGGCUUCAAGUCCUUCCCCAGCGGCCAUUCCAGCUGUAAGCCCUCUCUCUCUCCCAUCCUCCGCAAACAACCCGCUAACCCAGUUCUUUUAGUUUCCUGGGCCGGCCUCCUCUACCUAACCCUCUUCCUCGCCUCCAAAUUCUCCGUCGCAAUCCCCUUCCUCCCCCACCGCCCCUUCUCCACAAACCCCGCCCACACCUCCGCCAUCUCCCCCUCCAACCUCAAGAAACAAGCCACCCUCCCCAUCCACAAACAAGACUCGUCCCUCUCCUUCCCAACCUCCUACAACGACGACGCCGUAGUCCCUAUCCGCUACCAAAACGCCGCUCCACCCGUUUACACUUUAGUCCUCAUCUUGGUCCCUAUUUGCGCCGCCAUCUACAUAACAAGCACCCGCUUUACCGAUUUCCGCCAUUUCGGGUUUGAUAUGUUGUUUGGUACGCUGAUUGGCGUGACGUGUGCUUGGUUUUCGUUCCGCUGGUAUCAUCUGCCCAUUACACGGGGUGCGGGAUGGGCCUGGGGCCCUAGGAGCUACGAUCGCGCGUGGGGCAUUGGUGUCGGCAGGGGCAGCUAUGUUGGUACAGAGGGCUGGAGCAGGAAUGGAGGCAGUGAGACUGCGCUCAGGAGACGUGCGGAUGCUCAGGGUACUGCGAACGGGCAUAGUGUGGACGAGAGUGAGUUGGGUGUGCUGAAUCGUAAUGGCGCGCCGCAUGCUGGGAACCCGCCGAGUUCAAUGCACUCGAGAGUUGGGACCGCGCAGGAGGUUUGA
This is a messenger RNA of Alternaria hordeiaustralica, 1329 nucleotides long. RefSeq lists its product as uncharacterized. Lineage: Eukaryota; Fungi; Ascomycota; Dothideomycetes; Pleosporales; Pleosporaceae. The transcript has a single exon. Gene Ontology annotation, biological process: phospholipid metabolic process. The coding region runs from base 1 to 1329 and encodes 442 amino acids. Gene Ontology annotation, molecular function: phosphatidate phosphatase activity. The record is from RefSeq and is a predicted model, not a curated record.